AUCAGUGUAUUUGUAUACGUUUUAAUAUUUUUAGCAUAAUUCCAGAGUUUUAGCUCAGGGAUCUUUAGUAAUGCCUCCACCAACAUCAGAGGAGCACAAUUGGAUGCACGUCAUUGUGCGUGUUGGUCUCAAUGCCUGUACUCAUCCAAUUGAGUAUGCUAAAGUUUUAAUUCAGAUUGGCCAUGAACCUUUGCCUCCCUACAAGUCGCGGACAAUACUUGGAAAGGAAAAGUUAUUCUAUCCCAGCAUCUUCUCAUACUAUCUUCAAAUCGCUCCAUGCUCCAGAUCGCUCCAUGCUCCAGACCGCUCCAUGUUUCAGAACGACGAGGCGAGCAGCGAUGACCUGAACCUACAGGAGCGCACUGAGCGCUGCCUGCGACGCACGGCGCGCGAGACUGCGGGACGCUGCGCCGCCAUCAUCGCGUCACAGCCGCUGCACGUGAUCGCCGUGCGCACCAUGGCGGAGUUCGUGGGGCACGACGGCCAGUAUACGAGCGUCGUGGGUUCGGUGGUGGUGAUCUACCGCGAGGAGGGCGUGGCGGGUUUCUUCGCUGGCCUGGUGCCUCGUCUCGUCUGUGACGUGGGCUGCCUCUGGCUGGCCAACGCCCUCAUACACAUCGUCAACAACUUCGUCAUCGAGGACAAAGACCUGCAGAGCUACGUUGGCGCCUCAAUCAAGUUCUUGGCCGGAUCUUUGUGGUAUCCCCUGCAAGUUGUGUCGAGCUGCAUGGCGGUCUCUGGAUCAGGUCUCGUCGCGGGAUCGCCACCUCGCAUGCCCGAGUACAAGUCCUGGCAGGAGUGCUACCGACACCUCAAGUCGAUGAAGGCGCUGAAGAGAGGCGGCACCCUCCUGUGGCGCGCGUACACGGGACCAACUUUCUUCUCUGCGUCAGGAGCGCCGUUACUGCCGCGUGUAGAUAUGUUGUCAGUGCCCUCGAAGCUUCAUUAAGCGACGUUAUCUUUUGACUACUUGUGCCUAGAGAAAGCUUGGUGCGACAACAGCAAAGAUUUAAGUUACGAAAUCUGAUUUUAAAAGUCCUCUUUGCGUUUUUGAUUUGCAAACUACAAAGUAGUUAAAUUGCUCUGCGAUCUGUCACUGAUAAAACUAAAGAUGCUAAGCGUUGUGAUUAUGCGUUGAAUAAAACAAUAUUGACCUACUAAGACAUUGUAAAUAAAGGCAGCUGAUUAUAACAUUGAGCUUAGAACGUGUUCUAUGGGAUUGUUAGCUUAGUUUACCAGUCAUUGUUGCCAAUAAUUCUAUGAUGUUGGGCUUAUUUUGUUGUUAGGGUUUUGAGCUUCGGUCUCCUACAGGCUAAAAGCUAAAAAGCUGCUCUGCGAACGCUCAGGGAAAUUAGAAUAUUUCCUGCGGCAGAAUACAAGAGAACUCGAUAUCUAUACUGCCGGUGUUAGUGCCAGCUAUUCAACUCGUCUUCAGCCAUUUGUUUUCAUGUUAACUACUUUCUCUUCUGUUAAAAUCAAUUUUUCUCAAUUUGUAAGAGAGUGUUUGUCUCAAUCUUGGUUUCAAAUCCCAACGGCUGUCAUGCAAUGAAUUGUAAGGAACCACGAGCACACCAGCACCCCCUGAGAGCGCAGUGUGUUGGCAGUGAGAAGUCUCCGCAGAUGUAUUAUUUCAUUAUUCAAAUUUCCUGGAAAAAUGGAUUUUUAUCAGCUGAUGAAACUCAUGUCAUCCAAUAUUACUAUUGGUGAAAGGCAUGUCUGUAUUUACAUCAAUGUUGAUCAUGGUAUUGAAUAUUCCGACGACUGCCAUUCUGGCGAGUUGUUCUCCCUGGCUGAGCUUGUCAACCGCUGUUUAUUGAAUGAAUUGGUUACUUUUGCUACGACCAGCCUACAGUUGAUGCUGCAUUAGACACAUAAAAAUGAUUAAGCAGUACAGUUAUUUUUUUAACACGUAUUUUUGAUAGAUUAUUAUUAUUAUUAUACUAUUAAGACCGCUGGCUCAGUUCGAUUGGUUCUUCGCCGCACGCAAAUACACUCGACUAGUUUUUUCUCUCUCAAAAGCUAUUUUAUUUUGGGACCGAAGAGAAGAAGUAUUACCUAUAUGAAGGGGUAGUCUAUUAUUUAGUCAAUUACCGCUCGGGCAUAACAAUUGUUAUGAUUAUUGCUUAUGGUUAUUCCACAUGCACUUUCUUAAGUAAUUUUUCAUUCUUCAUUUAACGAUUAUUUUGAUUGCCCGGGUGCACACAUGAUAGAUGAUUUCGGAAUAUUGUGUUUGAACGAAGGUACCCAUUGUAAAUAGCUAUUUGUUGUCUCACAUCAAAUCUCGAUUGCAAGGGAGAAGAAUAUUGUGCCAACAAUCAAGUUUUUUGCCCUGCAUUUACAGUGGAAGACGUUUUGAUCUAAUCCGUUGUAGAGUAGCUUUUUGAGGGGAUGGACGUCUUUUUUCAUUAAUAUUCAUUAUUCAUUUGCUUCGUUAUCCAAUGAAAACGUGAUUAUUGCAUAUAAGUUGCGACUUGUGCAACAUAACAGAGAGCUAUUAAUCAGUAAAUCAUUGUUUUGUAAUCAUGUUGCUGGUCAUGUGUGUUAACUGCUAUUUCAACUUCAAAUAUACUGAUACUUGCUUCAACAAACUAUGCUUAGAGAGACAAAUAAGGCAGGAAUUAAAGGUAAUUAGUGUAUUCAAUGUAAUGAAAAAUCAAUGGCGAAAUUUCAUAGCAAUUAGAGGCAUUCAAGAAAGAAAGUAUAUUUGUUUUCCUGGCAGUAGAAUUAUGAACAUUGAGUUCUCUACUGUAGCUACUAGUCCCGACUCCUACAAUAAAUGUGUGAAACUAGGUUAGCAUCUUCAUGCAGAUACACACGAGUGAAACGUUGUAAAUAUAGCUGAAAACUCUCA
Molecule: messenger RNA, 2851 nt
Organism: Hyalella azteca
Lineage: Eukaryota; Metazoa; Arthropoda; Malacostraca; Amphipoda; Hyalellidae
Gene: Mtch
Product: mitochondrial carrier homolog 2
Exons: 7
Coding region: 71-949 (292 amino acids)
Source: RefSeq, a predicted model, not a curated record